Molecule: messenger RNA, 2596 nt
Organism: Hippoglossus stenolepis (Pacific halibut)
Lineage: Eukaryota; Metazoa; Chordata; Actinopteri; Pleuronectiformes; Pleuronectidae
Gene: ism1
Product: isthmin 1
Exons: 6
Coding region: 788-2140 (450 amino acids)
Biological process (GO): negative regulation of angiogenesis
Source: RefSeq, a predicted model, not a curated record
GCACAACAAGAGCAGCGUGUGUGUCUCAUGAGCCGCGGGUUGGUGUGGUUUGACUGGUUUCCUCCUGCAGGACUUGUUGAUUUCGGUGCGCUCUCAGCCAGCAGCAGAAUGGAUGAAUACCGUUUUUGAAUCACAACUCCACCGUGAAGUGAGAUUCGUGUUGCUUUUUUUUUUUCCUGUUACCUGCACUUUCCCCCUUCUCAAGUUGAAUCUCAGUCGAAAAAGCGCUCUGGUUGGAUGGUGCAGAAUGUGGACAGCCAAACAAGACGUGCGUAAAGCGCCUGAAGUGGACGCGAGGAAGAGCGUGGAGGUGUGGGGCUGCUGAGAAUGUGGCGGGGACACCGCGGGGCGAGCGGGCUGCAACUUUCCUGAGCUUGGAGAGGUUUUUUGGGGGGGGGGCGCAACAAGAGCGGAACGUGUCCAUGCUGUGCGUAAAGGUUCCGCACCAUCCAGCGCAUGAAGUCACAUCAUAUGAAUAAUCAUUAGAAGAGGACAAAUCCACACUUAUGACACAGUUUCAGAAAGAAAAUCCACUGGAUCCCAUUUAAUCCAUCAAUCUUCGCUCACAUUAUCUGACUUCCCCCCCCGCUCCGACCCUUUUCCCUUCUUCUCCUUUUUUUAUUUUUUAUUUUUAUUUUUUGCAAUUCUGAUUCCCGAAGUGGCUCCGAAGUGGUGCUGCGGCUCCUCGUCCCCGGCGGAUCCGGAGAUCGGAGUCUCUGCACCGGGAGGAGGCGGAGUCGGAGCUCCGGCCACAGCGCACGCUCCCAAGAGCGGCCGCGUCAAGAGGAUGGUGCGUCUGGCGGCGGAACUGCUGCUGCUCCUGGGACUCCUUCUCCUCACCUUGCACAUCACGGUGCUGCGGAGCAGUCCGCUGCCGCAGGGAAAUGUCACCCUGAGCCUGGAUCAGGACACAGCACUUACAGAGAACAACAUCAACGUAAAAAGCAGCUCCUCGGCCCAUCUGGCUCCUGAAGACCGGAGGUCCGGUCCAGAACACCGGUUGGCGCUGCCCUGGGCACAAGGCAGCAACGUACACAGGGACGGCGCUGGCACUUUCAUCCUAGAUCUGCAUAAUUUCCCCGACCUCUCCAAAGCCGACAUCAAUGGACAGAAUCCCAACAUACAGGUGACCAUUGAAGUGGUGGAUGGACUGGAGGGCCAUGAGCCAGAGAAAGGCCUCCGCAAGGAAAGCAAACCCAACUGGGCUUCUCCUAACUGGAGAAACUGGUGGCCUCGUACUUCGUCUUCCACUACCACCACACAUCAGGCCGAGGAGCACGAGCGCUCCUACGGGAGCAACAGCGAGGACAGUAACUUCCUCAGGCCGCCGGCAGACUGGGACAGGAGAGGAGGCACCGGGGGAGGAAGCAAAGCUCAAGCUGAAUAUGACUAUAUGGAAGGAGAGGGUGACUGGAGUAACUGGUCGGCGUGCAGUGUGACCUGCGGAAACGGCAACCAGAAGAGGACCAGGUCCUGCGGUUACGCCUGCACGGCCACCGAAUCCAGGACUUGCGACAUGCCCAACUGUCCAGGUAUCGAGGAUGCCUUCAGGACAGCAGCGACUGAAGUCAGCCUGUUAGCCGGAACAGAUGAGUUCAAUGCCACAGAACUCUUUGGUGUCGACACCGACAGCUGUGAGCGAUGGAUGAACUGCAAGAGCGAAUUCCUGAAGAAGUACAUGACCAAGGUGGCAAACGACCUUCCCAGCUGCCCUUGCUCUUACCCAACUGAGGUGGCUUACAGCGUAGCGGAAGUACACGAUGCCCCCACCCGCAAAGAUUUCCGUUGGAAAGACGCCAGCGGGCCGAAAGAGAAGCUGGAGAUCUACAAACCCACUGCGCGUUACUGCAUCCGCUCCAUGCUGACGCUGGAGUCCACCACGCUGGCGGCGCAGCACUGCUGCUACGACGACAACAUGAAGCUCAUCACCCGCGGGAAAGGGGCCGGCGCGCCCAACCUCAUCAGCACAGAGUUCUCAGCUGACCUGCACUAUAAGGUGGACAUCCUGCCCUGGAUCAUUUGCAAAGGGGACUGGAGCCGCUACAACCAGGCCAGGCCGCCAAACAACGGGCAGAAAUGUCCCGACAACCCUCAGGAUGAGGACUACUCCAAACAGUUUGAAGAAGCAAGGGAAUUCUAACCCAAUGAAGAGUGAAAGAAAAAAAAAACAAACACUGCUCAAAUGUUCAGCUAAAAUGGGGCUGAAGCCUUUUCUUUAUUUUGUCUUAGGUCAAAUAACAAAUGAACUUUUAGGCUCUGAGGAACAUGGCGUCACUGCCCUGAUGAACCGAGAGGAAUAAAAACACAACAGAGUCAGAAACCUUUACUUUGUCACAAGGAACUUUUCUUGACUUAACCAAAACAGGCACAAAAUGUUGCUUUGUUUUUAACCUUUUUUUUAAGAUAGUAUGUCUCUGAAAUUUUGCAAGUAAUUGUGUUGCCAAUUAUAACUCAGAUUUGGUCAAUAAAAGGGAGAAGCGAUUUUUGUAUUCUUAAAAAAGGGAAGCGUAUUAUUCUAGGAAUGUCCGUUUAGAUUGUGUCCGUGUUUCGAUGAAUCUGAGAGGCUUGUGAUUAUAGAAAAUUAGAGUGUGUCAGG